Messenger RNA from Prorocentrum cordatum, 1481 nucleotides. The record is from the annotation of a GenBank genome assembly. Lineage: Eukaryota; Dinophyceae; Prorocentrales; Prorocentraceae.
CAGGAAGGUCCCCAGAACUUGCAUCUAAGGUUCACUCGACAUUGGCAUUCGAGUGUGCCGAUGCAGUCCGCAGUCGGUUUCGCUAUUCGACGUGCGUCUCGCCGGAUACAUUCGUUUCUUUAUGGACGUAUACUGCAAUAGCUACCCCGCUGGGGUCCACUCAGAAGGCGGCGCCGUGCGCACGUGGAGUGUCCCUGGAGGCUGCACUAAAAGGGCAUUUUGCAAAAUGGGGGUUCUGUCCACCCGCGAAUGGGCGUUAUGAAAGGUUGGUCGGUGCGUUUUUUCGGGCUUGCGUGGUGCCCUCCCAUCUCUUGCUCUUGCGCACUCUUCUUGUGGACGCCCUGAAAAGCGACAAGAAAAGGCGUCAUCCUGAAGGAGACGUUCAAGGUGGCCGAGAUGGACAACCAGAUCAUGGUUUGGCAGAAGGAGCGCCAGGUGGAGAUGCACACCCGGAAGAUGAAGGCCUUCUUCGCCGAGGCCGACACCUCUCACGACGGAACUGUUGCUUUACAGGAAUUCCGCGACAUCAUGGAGGUCGAGUGGGUCAGAACAUGGUUGGCAUCCAUGGACAUGAGCUCUGGCGACGUCGACCAGCUAUUCACUCUUAUCGACACCAGCCAGGACGGACUCAUAACCGUCGAGGAGCUGAUCAAGGGCGUCAGCAAGCUCAAAGGGGCUGCUCGCAGCAUCGACCUCGUGACGAUGAUGAGCGAACAGUUCUCGUUCAUCGAUCAGGUUCGCCAGCAGCUGGGCCUUGAGGGAGAGGCCGAUUUCCUCGAGGUCGACAGCAAGGCCGAGGGCCUGAGGGGAACCGAUUGGGAGGACAUACUCGUUCUCCAGGCGCUCAAGGGGUCCGUACGGGUGCGGUGGGACAGCGACGGCCGGGAGUGCGCGCUGCCGAAAGCGCACGUGCGCGCCAAGGCGUCGGCGUCAGCAGCGUCUCCCUCCCACAUGCAAAUGCUGAAGCAGGCCGCUGACGACGAGCUUCUGCCAGGCUCUCGAGGACCUCGAGGCGGCGCCAUCCUCGGGGCGGCGGCCUCGACACCUAGAUAAGGCGCCUCCGGGCGGCUAUUCCGAGUGCGCGGGCGGCUCCGGCGCGGAUUCUGUCUUCCGCCAUGCAGGAAGGGGCCCCGACGGAGACGCGCCCUGUAGGUUCGCCGCAGUGUUCGAGCUCUCGGGGCCCUCCCUGGGCCCUGGGACCGUCCAGGAGCUAGGCAGGAUGACGAGCUGCUCCCGAAGGGCGGCCCCAGGGUCCAGGUCCCGCUUCCCUUCAGGACCAGGCCUCCUGGCAUCCUACAGCUGAUCCAGCUGCUCCUCCCUCCCGCUCCUCCCCCCUCCACAUCCGCCUCCUCCUGCAUCCUCUCUUCUUGGAGCCCCCUGAAGGCCGUCGCGAUUCUCGCCUAUGCACGCAUGCAUUUUCAAGACAGCCGCCGUCUCUGCACUCCGGCGAAAGGCCCUGUGUGCACGGCACGUACUGCCUC